Melospiza melodia melodia is the source of this 1269-nucleotide messenger RNA. RefSeq lists its product as uncharacterized. The coding region runs from base 1 to 1269 and encodes 422 amino acids. NCBI's taxonomy places the organism in Eukaryota, Metazoa, Chordata, Aves, Passeriformes, Passerellidae. The transcript is spliced from 10 exons. The record is from RefSeq and is a predicted model, not a curated record.
AUGGAUGAAGAAGCAUGGGUUCAAAGUGACGACCUUUCAGGCUGGCAAGUUAAAGAUUCACUACGAAUUGAUCCUAGAACUAAACCACAGACCACCAGGCACUCCACUGUUCCUCUACCAGGCAGUGUAAUUGAUUACUCAGAGGAGGUACAGGAACAUCCUUCAUGUGUGAUUGAAAGCGUGGUGGAAGACACACCUGAGGAGGAUCAGUUUACCACAUUUGGAGUUUCUCCUGCUGCUGAUAACAAAGCAACUAAGCUGGAGGAAUGUACAACCAAAAAAGUGCCAUACAUUCCAUACAGCUUAGCUACACUGCAUAUCAUCAAGAUUGUAAAAGACAUGCAGCAAAUGAAGAACAGACACAUGAAGAUAAUCAGAAAACUAGAUGAUAUGAGGAAAGAAAAGCAGAACCUAAGAGAAAAAAACAGACAACUGAUCCAAGAGAAUGAAGAUAUUCUUUACGAAAUGAAACAAAGAACAGAGAACUGGAGAAAAGAAAAGGUCUGGAUUAUAGAAAAUUUGUGUAAAAAGCUAGAUUACCUUUAUGCACAGCACAGACUGACUUUACAGGAACUACACAACAUCAAUUUACACGUGGAAAGAUUGCAAGACCUCAUGAAUUUCCAGAUAAAAAAUCUUCAGCAAAAGUCUGAAAAGGCAGGAGGAGAAAAUUCAGAUAUAUCAGAGGUUUUAGUAUUAAAAACAGACCAAGCAGCUGAUGAGGAAAGGAAGACUGACUGGUCAGUGGAAAAGCAAUAUCUUUGGCAAGCACACACCAUCCUGCAAGAGAUACAAGAAUCUUUACAGAAACGAGAGAGGGAAGUCACUGAGCUCUUACAAAGUGAAAGGAGAUUUAACAAGGCAAUGAAACCUCAAGUGACUGUGCUAAUACUCUUGAAAUCUCUUAUUAAGAUGGUUCACACCAUAUAUUGUGAUGUUCCCGGGGCACAGCAAUGCAUCCAUCAGCUUAUCAGGCAGAAUGAGGAUGAAAGACCUGAUCUGGAAGAAGUUUUUAAUAAUGCUCAGGCUGACAUUCUGUCCUAUGAAAUAUUUUGUGGAAAUGAACAUAUGGAUGACACAAGGACACACCUCCCAACAAAGCUUUUCAGAAACAUUGGGAAAGCAGAGUCUGAUUUAGAAUAUGUUGAAACAGAAAAAAUUGUGUUUGAGUGUAUCCGGACAGGAGAAAUCCCCAACUGGAUUACGAGUGAUUGUCUUUAUGUAACCUGGUCAGGUGAGAAAUCCUUUUGUCAAAUCACAGAAGCUUAA